AUGGAGCACUUUAAGCGGCCCACCCUGAAUCUGGCCAAGAAGCACGGCUCGGACAAGAAGGAGAAAAAAGAUCGAUCCGUGUCGAAAGACAAGCACGCCGCUGCACGACCGCCCGCGCAGCCAAAGCCGAUCAAGAUGGAUUUGCUCAUGGAGUCGCCACCCAUUCUCAUGCUCGAUCCCGCAAACGUAUCUUCUGGCGCCUUGAUUUCUGGUCGCCUCCAAGUUACCCCACUAGCGGAGGAGUCCAUUCUCGAGAGCAUCACAAUGUUUCUUGAAUGCACCACAACGACUAAACGGCCCGUCCAGGAACGGUGUCGCGAGUGCAUGACCCAAGUUAAGGAUUUGUACGAAUGGAAGUUCCUUGCCAAACCAAAGUUCUUUACUGCCGAGGAAGGCGUGCAAGAGCUACCAUUUUCGCACCUCAUCCCGGGACAUCUCCCUGCAACGACACACGGGACCAUUGGAUCGAUCGACUACUCGCUCCACGUACGAGCUCGUUCGUCCGAUGGUCAGGAAGUUGAGUUCCGCCGGAAUUUGGUUAUCAACCGAGCUCUCCGCGCCGGCAAUGAGAAGAGCAGCAUCCGUGUAUUCCCACCUACGAACCUCUCUCUGCACGUUACAAUGCCCAACGUUGUCCACCCUAUCGGCGAAUUUCCAGUCACUUGCCGCAUGACGGGAAUCACCACCAAGCGUGAAGACACACAGACUCGCUGGAAGCUCAGAAAACUCACAUGGCGCGUAGAAGAGCAGGAAACUGCCAUCUCUCCAGCCUGCCCUGCCCACACAGCCAAAGUAGGAGGCGAAGGAAAGGGCGUUCAACACGAACACACGCGAGAUAUUGGAAUGGACGAGGUGAAAAGCGGCUGGAAGACCGAUUAUUCCGACGGAGUGGUCGAGGGGGAAUUCGUCUGCAGCAUGAACCCUUCCAGCAAACCUCAAUGUGGCGUGGAAUCGCAGAGUGGGUUGAAGAUCAAGCACAAUCUGAUUCUCGAGCUCGUCAUUGGCGAGGAGUGGGCUCCCAACAAAAAGCCCGACAGCGCCACUCCAACCGGAGCGGCACGGGUGCUGCGCACGCAGUUCUCUUUGCACGUGACGGAGAGAUCGGGUAUGGGAAUUGCAUGGGAUGACGAACAGCCACCAAUGUAUGAGGAUGUGCCGGACAGCCCGCCGCAUUACCAGAAUGAGAGAACGAUUGUCAUGGACUAUGACAGUGCAGACCUGCACGAAGACAUUGAGGGCUUAGUCUUGUCACCUUGA
Ramularia collo-cygni is the source of this 1257-nucleotide messenger RNA. Its product is annotated as related to arrestin (or S-antigen), N-terminal domain protein. Bases 1 to 1257 code for a protein of 418 amino acids. The record is from RefSeq and is a predicted model, not a curated record. Gene Ontology annotation, molecular function: ubiquitin protein ligase binding; protein-macromolecule adaptor activity. The transcript has a single exon. Gene Ontology annotation, cellular component: plasma membrane; cytoplasm; cytosol. NCBI's taxonomy places the organism in Eukaryota, Fungi, Ascomycota, Dothideomycetes, Mycosphaerellales, Mycosphaerellaceae. Gene Ontology annotation, biological process: ubiquitin-dependent endocytosis.